CAUUUCUCGCGAGAUAUGAGUGCCCCCUGUCUCGCCCCUGUAUUAUAGCUGCGGAAACCCCAAGCGUUCUUCCUUUCUCAUCAUGGCACCGAAGGCGAAGAAGGAAGCUGUCCCUGCCAAGACCGAGGCCAAGGUAAAGGCCCUGAAGGCCAAGAAGGCUGUUCUGAAAGGAGUCCACAGCCAGAGGAAGAAGAAGGUCAGAACCUCUCCGACCUUCCGCCGCCCCAAAACCCUGCGCCUCCGCAGACAACCCAAGUACCCCCGCAAGAGUGCCCCUCGCAGGAAUAAGUUGGACCACUAUGCCAUCAUUAAGUUCCCUCUGACGACAGAGUCGGCCAUGAAGAAGAUCGAGGACAACAACACGCUGGUCUUCAUCGUAGACGUCAAGGCCAACAAGCACCAGAUCAAACACGCCGUCAAGAAGCUGUACGACAUCGACGUGGCCAAGGUCAACACGCUCAUCAGGCCUGACGGUGAGAAGAAGGCAUACGUACGCCUGGCUCCAGAUUACGAUGCGCUGGAUGUCGCCAACAAGAUUGGCAUCAUCUAAACGGCUGCUGGGGAGAUGUACAGAGGAAUAAAUGUUUAUACAAACGCAA
Messenger RNA from Salvelinus fontinalis (brook trout), 599 nucleotides. RefSeq names its product 60S ribosomal protein L23a-like. The transcript has 5 exons. The record is from RefSeq and is a predicted model, not a curated record. Gene Ontology annotation, biological process: translation; ribosomal large subunit assembly. Gene Ontology annotation, molecular function: structural constituent of ribosome; rRNA binding. The coding region runs from base 83 to 550 and encodes 155 amino acids. NCBI's taxonomy places the organism in Eukaryota, Metazoa, Chordata, Actinopteri, Salmoniformes, Salmonidae. Gene Ontology annotation, cellular component: ribosome; cytosolic large ribosomal subunit.